Molecule: messenger RNA, 660 nt
Organism: Helianthus annuus (common sunflower)
Lineage: Eukaryota; Viridiplantae; Streptophyta; Magnoliopsida; Asterales; Asteraceae
Product: ATP-dependent RNA helicase glh-2-like
Exons: 3
Coding region: 1-660 (219 amino acids)
Molecular function (GO): zinc ion binding; nucleic acid binding
Source: RefSeq, a predicted model, not a curated record
AUGUACAAAGAUUAUGAGCAUGUUACGUCAUCAAAACCGGCAACGAUUAUUGAAGCUAUAGACCUGAGCGUGUCUCUGACUGAGGAAGCUAUCCGGUUAAACAAGUUUUCAGUUUCUGAUCUGAAGAAGAAAGAAACACAUGUGGAAUCCUCAGGAGAAAACAAAAGGAAGUUUUCCAAUUUUAAAAAGGGUACCAGCAGCGCCAGCAGGAAGAAGGAGGUGAAACCACCAGUUGAAGCUAAAACUGGUGCUGAAGUAAAAGGGAAGGGAUACAUGGGCGCUCUGCCCAAAUGUGAGAUAUGUCAGUAUCAUCACUCUGGCCAGUGCAGGUUAAGGAAAUGUGAGUCAUGUGGGAAGACUGGCCACUCAAAAGAAACAUGCUGGGCUGGUACUGGUGUUGGUCGUGGUAAUCAAAGAGGUUAUGGAAGUGGGAAUGGAAACCGCCAACAGGGAGGAAAUGGCGGGAAUGGAAAUCGAGGAAACCAUGGUAAUCAAGCUGGGAUUAGGAAUCGCAACCAAAGCAAUGCUCAAGGUGGUAAUGGGAAUGGUCGAGGACCAGAGUGUUUCAAUUGUGGAGACGUGGGGCACUUCAAGCGUGAGUGCCCAAAGCUUAAUCAGAUCCCACAAAGAUCGAUGCGAUCAAGAACUGGGAAACUCUGA